AUGACCCUUCACCUUACCCUAACCGCCAUCUUCAGUUUACCCUUAAAGAAAGUCACGUCUCUCUUCAAGGCUGGGGGGCAGUGUACGGGUACCAACCCCUCACUCGCAUUGGAUCGGACCACUCGUUCGGCCUUCAGAGUACGAGAAGAUUUGGUGUAUCCUCCAGACAGAGCUCCCUCCUGGAGCUCUGCUUAUUACUUCCAAAUGUCUUCUACUCCUCUUGCCAGUCCAAAGAACUCUGAUAAUGAAGGUCCUGAGAAAGAAAAUCGUGGUAAUGAAGCUACUAAUCCUACCAUGAACCUAUCAAGUCCCUUCUUCAUCCACCCUAGUGAAGGACCUUCCUCUGUCUCCAUAACCCCUGUCCUUGAUGGCACAAACUAUCAGUCCUGGUCUCAUGCCAUUAGAAUGGCUUUAAUCUCAAAAAACAAGAUGGCUUUCUUGUUAGGCACCAUUCCUGUUCCUAAGGUUGAAGAACCUCUUUAUUCUGCUUGGGAAAGGUGCUAUACCCUUGUCAUGUCGUGGUUACUCAACUCGGUUACUCCCUCCAUCGCCCAAAGCGUUAUUUUCCUCGAAUGUGCCAUAGACAUUUGGAAUGACCUUCGCGAACGUUUUUUGCAAGGCGAUCUUCUCAGAAUCGCAAAGCUCCAUGAAGAAAUAUAUGGACUUUCUCAAGGAAUUCGUACUGUCUCUGAGUCCUACACCGCAUUGAAAACCCUCUAG
Messenger RNA from Cajanus cajan (pigeon pea), 720 nucleotides. Lineage: Eukaryota; Viridiplantae; Streptophyta; Magnoliopsida; Fabales; Fabaceae. The record is from RefSeq and is a predicted model, not a curated record.